Messenger RNA from Mobula hypostoma (lesser devil ray), 1997 nucleotides. RefSeq names its product Rho GDP dissociation inhibitor (GDI) alpha (gene arhgdia). Gene Ontology annotation, molecular function: Rho GDP-dissociation inhibitor activity; protein binding. The record is from RefSeq and is a predicted model, not a curated record. The coding region runs from base 130 to 744 and encodes 204 amino acids. Gene Ontology annotation, cellular component: cytosol; cytoplasm; membrane. The transcript has 6 exons. Lineage: Eukaryota; Metazoa; Chordata; Chondrichthyes; Myliobatiformes; Myliobatidae. Gene Ontology annotation, biological process: Rho protein signal transduction.
CAGCUCCUCCCCACCCGAGCAGCAGCUCCGCUCAUUCGACUGUCGGUGCAGAGCUGGUGCAGUCGACCGGCUUUUCUAUCCUGAGGCUUUACGGGCGUUUCUGGUUGAGCACGUUGUGUGAAAGGCGAAAUGGCAGAGCAGGAGCCAACCGCAGAACAGCUGGCAGCAAUUGCUGCUGAGAAUCAGGAGGAGGAAACCCCAGUGAGCUACAAAGCACCAGCACAGAAAAGUCUGCAGGAGAUUGAAGAACUGGACAAAGAUGAUGAGAGCCUCAGGAAGUACAAGGAGAUACUGCUGGGAAACCGCGCUAAAGUCACUGAUCCUAAUGUUCCAAAUGUUCAAGUGACCCGUUUAACAUUGGUAUGUGCAGCUGCACCUUAUCCUUUAGUCCUGGAUUUAACAGGUGACCUUGAGAACUUUAAAAAGAAUCCUUUUGUAUUGAAAGAGGGCGUUGAGUACAAGAUUAAAAUUUGCUUCAAGGUUAACAAAGAAAUAGUUUCUGGGCUGAAGUACAUUCAGACAACGUCAAGAAAAGGAAUAAAAAUUGAUAAGACUGAAUACAUGGUGGGGAGCUAUGGACCACGCGACACCGAAUACGAGUUCCUUACAACACAAGAAGAAGCGCCCAAAGGCAUGAUGGUCAGGGGCAGCUAUACGAUCAAAUCACUGUUCACUGAUGAUGACCAGUUCAAUCACCUCUCCUGGGAGUGGUACCUCAACAUCAAGAAGGAUUGGAAAGAAUAAUCAGUGCAAGGCCGGCUGUAGUCAAUCCAAUAGAGAGAGGAAAAAAAAACAAAAAUACACCCUCUGUACCAAAGUUAGCUUUUUUUUUUGGAAAAGAAAAUUGUAUUAGAUUUAUACUGCACAGUGAGAUCAUUGGCAAAGAAAAUCAAACCCUCGUACUGGUAAGGCACAGGUCAGAUGCAUGGCUACAUGUUUCAUUCUCCUUAUCCCAUUUGUGAUUCUUCCCCUUUGCUCUGCCGACAGCUGCCUUUUGUGGGGGUGGGGGGAGCGGGGGGCCUGCAGUUUUUUUUUAAAGAGAAGGUGAUAUGUAAAUCAGGCUUGGCUUGACGCCCCACCUAGGGGACUUGACCAUUGUUUCAUUAGCACAGUGCUAAACUUGGAAAGCUAGAAAAUCACAAUGUUUAAAUUAGGCGGAAGAAUAUAAUAUAAAGCUUUAGACGCAUUUGUUUUUUCAGAUUUACUCCUGUAAUUUUUUAUUCUGUGUGUAACCAUGUUGCCUUAUGUAUGCUAAAGUUGGUUAUGGAAAUAAUCAAAAAAAAAUCAUGAAUUUCUUAGUCAUCUUUUAUACGAGUAUGGAUUAAGAACCCUUUUUUUUCCUGUCUGGAGAUCUGUGUGUACAUCCACAAUAAAGCUAGUCUAAUCAGUGAUAAUAUUUCUGAAUAAAUACACUCCUGUUAAAAUUAUGUAUAAAAUUAUGUAUUGAAAGCAUACAAUUCAGAGGGAUUUUUUUUGUGAAGUCUUGGAAUGUUGGGGAAUGUUGGGAGUCCUGUAUUGCGUUUGAAGGGAGCUAUCUGAACAUUUUCAAUUGUAAAUGGUGCUGGUAAAAUAUUGUUCAAAAAUGUUCUUUUUAAAAAAAACUUGUCUUGAAUGUUGGAAAGAGAUGGCCUGGAUAAUAUUAUGCCUCUUUGUAUUUUGUGCCACUCAUCAAUCUGCCUCAGUGUUUCAUUCCUGGAUUCUGUGCUCCAUUGUCCAGCUAAUUUUUGACUUACUGAUUUUUUUUGAACCUGGUAUAUUUAAGAAAGUGUUCUAAGCAGCCAGCAUAUAUCAUUGGUAGCCAUUGUGGUUGGAACUGGGACCAAAAGUGAUUUUAUCUGUUUUGCCAGAGUUGUCUUCCCCUUUUACAGUAAUGGAUUUUUUUAUGUUCUCUUCUGACUUCUGUGUAGACUGGACAUUAACAGGUGAAAGAACAAUACCAAUGUUUUCACAGCAAGUAUAAUAAAAUAUUCAGACUAAGAUGUUUGAUUUUCUCUGUC